UUGACGUGGAGAACGCGUCAAAUUGAUUCCCGCACGCUGCAGCCUCCCGGUCAGACGAAUUUCUCCCAAUCGGAUGAAGUUCACCCUGGGCCUGGGGUCGCGGGCGUGGAGAGUGUCCUGGGAGCGGGCGGCGGCGGCAGCGGCAGGCCGGGGGGCGGGCGGCGGCGCGCUCGGCGGCCGCGCACGGCUCGUCUCCAGCCCGCGGUCGGGCCGCCGCGGCUCUCGGCUCGCGCGCGCCCUCCCUCUAUGCCUCUCCGGCGGCGGCGGCUCCCGAGCUCUCCCGGACUGCGCCGGGCCCAGCCCCGGCCGCCCCAGCGCCAGGCAGCUGGCCGGCCCGCGCGCUAUGGAGCAGACGUAUGGCGAGGUGAACCAGCUGGGCGGCGUGUUCGUCAACGGCCGCCCCCUGCCCAACGCCAUCCGCUUGCGCAUUGUGGAGCUGGCGCAGCUGGGUAUCCGACCCUGUGACAUCAGUCGGCAGCUCCGCGUGUCCCACGGCUGCGUGAGCAAGAUCCUGGCGCGUUACAACGAGACCGGCUCCAUUCUGCCCGGGGCCAUCGGGGGCAGCAAACCCCGCGUCACCACCCCUAACGUGGUCAAGCACAUCCGGGACUACAAGCAGGGAGACCCUGGCAUCUUUGCCUGGGAGAUCCGCGACCGGCUGCUGGCCGACGGCGUCUGCGACAAGUACAAUGUGCCUUCUGUGAGCUCCAUCAGUCGCAUCCUGCGUAACAAGAUUGGCAGCCUGGCGCAGCCGGGACCUUAUGAGGCAAGUAAACAGCCGCCGUCGCAACCUGCGCUUCCCUACAACCACAUCUACCAGUACCCCUACCCAAGCCCCGUGUCACCCACGGGCGCCAAGAUGGGCAGCCACCCUGGGGUCCCGGGCACAGCGGGCCACGUCGGCAUCCCGCGUUCAUGGCCCUCGGCACACUCAGUCAGCAACAUCCUGGGCAUCCGGACGUUUAUGGAGCAAACAGGGGCUCUGGCCGGGAGCGAAGGCGCCGCCUACUCCCCCAAGAUGGAAGACUGGCCGGGCGUGAACCGCGCGGCCUUCCCUGCCACCCCCGCAGUGAAUGGGCUGGAGAAACCUGCCUUGGAGGCGGACAUUAAAUACACUCAGUCGGCCUCCGGCCUCUCCGCCGUGGGCGGCUUCCUCUCCGCCUGCGCCUACCCGGCCUCCAACCAGCACGGCGUGUACAGUGCGCCUGGCGGCGGCUACCUCACCCCCGGCCCACCAUGGCCACCGGCGCAGGGACCUCCGCUGGCGCCCCCCGGGGCCAGCGUCGCAGUGCACGGCGGGGAGCUCGCGGCAGCCAUGGCCUUCAAACAUCCCAACCGAGAAGCGGCCGAUCGGAAGCCUUCCAGCCCCGGCAGCAAGGCCCCGGACGCCCUCAGUAGCUUGCACGGACUGCCCAUCCCGGCCUCGACCUCCUAGGGGCAGCUGUGCCCGGAGCCGGAGCCCGGAGGAGACCGCGGACGGGCAGUCGGACCGGGGCGCACAGCUCUGCCCGCGGCCCUGGCGAGUGGCACCGGAGGGACCGGGUGACACGCGGAGGAGGAAGCGGGCGCCGGCCCGCUGGGGGCGCCGGGUCAGUCCCCGGCCUUGCCCUGCCUUUGGCCUGGUCCGCCACACCUCCUUUACUGGCCGAAGUUUUUAGGCUUUUCUGAACUUUGGCUUUAGGCUGUCGCACCCUUGUGAUGAUCCAUGCUCCGAGGUGGCCUCCCUCGCUCUGCCAGCCUCAAUUUCUUUUCCGUCCUUCUCUUCUCCGUCUCCCUCCCUCCCUCCUAACCUCCCUUCCCCCUUUCUUCUUUCUUUCCGUCCCUCCCUCCCUCCCUCCUUUGUAUUCUCUGUUUUCCUUCACUGUCUUCCUUUUCGUCUGGUCCAUCCGGAUCGUCGACGCCCUUCUCUCUUUCUCGCUUUUUACUGCCAAGGGCUGUAUUUCCCUUCGUUUAUUCUGCUUUUCCACCCCCCACCCGUCCCCCAAUCCGGGAGAGCCCCAGACCGUUCUCCGUGGCAGGCCUUUUACAGCACCUGGGGCUUUGUAGCCCCCACCCCUCUGAGCCCCCCAGCCCUAAUGGGGGGACUCAAACCUAGGAAGUGGAUACAGAAGCCACACCUUUUGUUUUAUAUUUGUAUAAUAACAAACUGUAACAAAAUCUCCAUGGACUGUUCUCUCCCCUGGCUCCCCCCAGUAUAUUGUCUGGAAAUCUGUA
Lemur catta (Ring-tailed lemur) is the source of this 2214-nucleotide messenger RNA. It is a transcript of the gene PAX1, whose product is annotated as paired box 1. Gene Ontology annotation, biological process: regulation of transcription by RNA polymerase II; anatomical structure development. Gene Ontology annotation, molecular function: RNA polymerase II cis-regulatory region sequence-specific DNA binding; DNA-binding transcription factor activity, RNA polymerase II-specific. The transcript is spliced from 5 exons. Lineage: Eukaryota; Metazoa; Chordata; Mammalia; Primates; Lemuridae. The coding region runs from base 74 to 1435 and encodes 453 amino acids. The record is from RefSeq and is a predicted model, not a curated record.